AUGGCCUCCAGGAGGGCUGGUGUGGUGGCGCCGGGUCCAGCCUCGCCUCUUCCGUUCGGUUUUUCGACUUGGGAGUUGGGACUCCUUCCUACUUGCGCUUUCCUAGAUGAUGAAAACUUUGUGGGACGAUCAAAUCCUCUGAGAAGGUGGUCUUUUAGGAGGAGCAGACACCCACAUCCUCAUGACUUUGCUCCAAAGGGCCCAAGCCAGCAAUCUGAUCAAGGUCCUGCUGCAAACAGUGGCAAAGAAUUCUUGGAGGGGAAUUGGGGCUCUGUAGCAAUGCAUCAAAAGAUGGGGUACGACAGCGCGGCGUAUGGGUUUCAAGCUUACGGCAUGGAGUUAGAAGAAAGACCAGGUACAUUCUCCCAAAACAUCCAGAUGAGUGAUGAGCAUAGUGGUGGCAUGAAGAAAAGGAAGGGAACAGAUGACUGCAUUGCGUUGCUAAACCCAUCAGCCAGUAGCAAGAAUGUGGGUGAUCAACAAACAGAGGUUUCGUCUCAGCCAGAAAGGAAUUCGGCGGAGAGGGACAACAGGAAGAUCUCGCCCAAAACGCAAAGCAAGGAAGAUUCUUCGGAUGGUGAUGGCACUAGAGAAAAUUAUGUUCAUUUCCGGGCAAAGCGAGGCCAAGCCACUAACAGCCACAGCCUUGCGGAAAGACUGAGGAGGAAAAAGAUAAGUGAGAGAAUGAAGCUUCUUCAGGAUCUUGUUCCAGGGUGUAAUAAGAUUACUGGCAAGGCCGUCAUGCUUGAUGAGAUAAUCAAUUACGUGCAGUCAUUACAACGACAAGUUGAGUUCUUGUCAAUGAAACUUGCAACUGUGAACCCUGAGCUUGGCUUUGAUAUUGAGCAGAUUCUAUCCAAACAAGUGAUGCUUUCUCAGGACAGGCGCCUUGGUUUCUAUGGAGCUGACCCAGGAUCAAGCGCCCUCAUUGCUCAUUUCAACCAAGGAAUGAUGCAUCCAGACAUGAUGUGCAAUGCUUCCAAUCCAGCGGGUGCUCUGCACGGAACAAUUCACGACAUCUCCAUGAUGAACCAGAUGCCUGAGAUGUGGGAGACUCUUCAGAACAUUCCUCAUAUGAACUUCAACCCCGCUGUGGCUGCGGACAGCAGCACCAACAAUGCUGGUCCCAUGAAGAUUGAACAGUGA
Messenger RNA from Triticum turgidum subsp. durum (durum wheat), 1146 nucleotides. Lineage: Eukaryota; Viridiplantae; Streptophyta; Magnoliopsida; Poales; Poaceae. The record is from the annotation of a GenBank genome assembly.